Molecule: messenger RNA, 1274 nt
Organism: Hydra vulgaris (swiftwater hydra)
Lineage: Eukaryota; Metazoa; Cnidaria; Hydrozoa; Anthoathecata; Hydridae
Product: putative ascorbate peroxidase
Biological process (GO): hydrogen peroxide catabolic process; cellular response to oxidative stress; response to reactive oxygen species
Molecular function (GO): peroxidase activity; heme binding
Source: RefSeq, a predicted model, not a curated record
CAAAUUAUAGCAUAAGUACUAUAUUUAUAUCAACAGCCAUUUUGUAUAGUUUAACAUAUUUAAAUAACAAAUUUUAAUUGUGACAUUUAGUCAUGCUGUUUUUACUUGGUCUUCAGUAUUUUACGUUGGUGUUUUCGUGCAUGGAGGCACUUCAAAUUUUUCCUACUUUUAAAGAUUAUAAUAGAGCUAAAACCGACUUGCUAAGUUUGAUCGAAUCUUAUAAAGUAAAUAGAGACUUACCGAUGAUUGCUGGCUGUGUACGUCUUGCUUUUCACGAUUGCAUUGGUAAAUACAAGUGUGAUGGGUGUAUAGAUCAUACACACAGAGGGAACGCUGGAUUAAAAAUAAUAACUGACCGUCUUAAUGCGUUAUACGACACUUCACACAAAGGUAAAAUAUCUAGAGCAGAUUUUUACGCUUUAGCCGCUGUUGUUGCUCUCACUAGGUCAACAUUCGAUGCUCCAGUAAAAUACUUAGGACUAAAAGACUUCAAAGUCGGAAGGAGAGAUUGUGAAACCUCCCCUAAUCAGGUUCAAAGUGUUGAUCCACCAGAAGGCAUUGAAGGAACCGAUAAAACAUUCAAAUUUUUUAAGGAUGAAUUUAGCUUUAGCGUUAGUGAAGCAGUAACCAUUUUAGGAGCACACACGCUUGGACAAUGCAAGUUGGAAAACUCUGGUUUUGUUGGAAGCUGGGUCGACGAAGAAUUUUCAACAGUUACUCAGGGACCAUUCACACUAGCUCCAACUAGCGUUCUUGACAAUGCUUACUACAGAGAAAUUAUAGAUGUUGUUGCGUGGAUCCAAGUAACCAUCAACGGUACACAAAAACAAUGGCAAGAACCAAGCAACCCAAUACCUAAUGACCAGUUGUCCGAGUCUAACAGGACAUCAUUGCUUUUAAACUCAGAUUUGGCUAAUUCUUGGAUUAUUGAACCAAUUGAUGAAAGUGGAUCUGUUUUAUGUUCUCCAGCUUCGCAAAGCAUACAGUGUAAGCAUUCAGCUGGUCACCAACAAGCGGUUCGAUUUGCACGUGAUAAUGCGUUGUGGGUAAAAGAGUUCACCAAAGUAUUUAACCGCAUGAUCGAAAUGAAUAGAUACUUCUUAAAGAAAGCUCCAGCAAAGUAAUAAAUUAUAUAACUUCAUGACUUUUUGAAAAAUGGUGAUAAUUUGAAAAAGUUGAAAUAUCUAAUAAACUUUUAUUGGCUUAUUUUUAUUUUUGUUAGUUUUUUAAAACGUAUUUUUAUUACAGAUUUUUUUACACUGAGAUUAGAUUUU